AUAUUUGUAUGAAUCAUGAAUCCUCGAUAACUGAAUUGAACAAUUGAAUUUUUUUGUUUUAUUUUUUGAGAGGAUAAUUUAACUUGGCCGUAUUUCCAAGAUGUGACUAUAGAAAAAUGAAUACUGUCGCGGUCAAUAAGAAAAUUAUUAUUUCUACUACACUCCGUACAAUCACAUCGUACCUUCUUCCCUGCGCGUGCGAAGGCUCCAAACGUUGAAUUGGUCGCUUGCUACUGCCAGUACACUACACUACACCUUCAUACAAGCCAGAAAAAGAUCUGGCUCAUAUUUAUUAAUUCGCAGCUAACAUUGAAGUCUAUUCUCAGUCAAAUAGUAUGAUCUGCGGACAUCAUAAAUUUCAAUGUCUCUAAACAGAAGAUCUUUAAGAAAAUUCCAAGCACUCACCACUUCAUCUAGAAAUACAGUCGCGAUGUCUUCAGGCGUCACCCAUAACUUUGGAUCGCAUACACAUACACAUUCGCAUUCGCAUACGCAUACUCAGUCCAACGUCAGUGGCAGAAAACGAGCACGAGAAUCUGCUGAUAGCGACGAUCAUCUACUAUCCAAAGCGAAGAAAACAAAGCUCGCCAUUGAGAUCCCCCCUCCAAAAUUAAAAUCGCUUCCACCACGAAAACGAUCCGGCGUUAUCAAAUCGAACGCGAAUCCCGACCUGAACUCUGCGAACUCCGUGCAACAACAUCUACAAAUAGCAACACCAGCAGAUGUGCGAACAGCACAUCCGCCAUCCGAGAAAGAAGAUCAACAACCACAACCACAACAAAAACCGACAAAACACCACAAUAAACUUGCCAAUGGCAUCAAGCACGAGCUGGAUAGGUUACAGGACAAGCUACUGCAAGCUGACAAGUCCGACUUGAAGGACGAAAGGCGGAAGCUUCGAUCCCAGGAAGGCACAAAAUUUAAGAGCGAAUUGUCGGCGUAUUUCCCAGAAUAUGACGAAAUUAUUGGAAAUGUUCCAAAAGAAGAACGUAAGUUUUGCAAUGAAAUUGGACUUCGAACUAUAGCUUAUUCUCCUUUUUAGAUUUCUUAGAUGCCGACACGCCUAUUAUUAUCAUCGAUAGCUCCAAGCUUUCCUCGAAAACUCCGCGUUCCCCCAAGAAGAAGGAGCAAAAGAAUGAAUAUACAGUCAAAGAAUACCCAUCCUCCCUCUUUACCAAUCUUCAUGCUACUCAUAAAGUGGACUUUUCUCUGUUCACUCCUGUGGUUCGCGACGAGGAUCCCCUUUCUGAAGAUCACUUUAAGACCCUUCACAAACGACCAGAACGUCAAGAAAAAGCUGUUCGGAAUGCCGAUAAGAGUCGAGCGCAACAUGAGAGAGAUUCGGUCAUUCGGCUGAUGGAAGGUUUGCAAGGACCAGACUGGUUAAAGACACUGGGGGUCAGUGGUAUCACCGAGGGCAGGAAGAAGGAAUUUGGAUCAGCACGCCAAUACUUUAUAAAAGGGUGCGAAUCUAUUCUUGAAAAGUUUCGGAUCUGGAAAGAUGAUGAGAAGCAAAGAAAGUUGAAAAGGGAACGGGCGAUAGCCGAAGCACAAGCAAGAGCUGAGGCGGAGUCCGAAGAGGAUGAAGAAUCUGAGGAUGAUCUCGAAAGUAACGGCGACCCUCCAGAUCUCAGCGAUAUUGAUGCUUCUGCUGCAAGGCAGUUGCAUGAUGAGGCAAUCGCCAACUCUGCUCCUAGAAGAAGAGCUAGAACAAACUCCGUGCUUACCAUUGCACCUACUGUGGAGAGAGAAUUCAAAUCAUUCUUUGCCAAACCAUAUCUACGCGACGCAGCACUUGGAAAGCAUCGACGUAGUGGUAGAAGCGUUGCUGCCUGGGGUCACCCGGUCCCUGAACUUCCAGAAGAGGCUGAUUUCGACUUGCCUGAAGAUUUCCUUGAUGAGGAAACACUGAGGGCUCAUGCAAGAAAGAAGAGAAGGGACAGAAGAAUCACAAAAGACUGAAGAUGCAGUCCCUGAUGGAUACAAGACUAGGGGGUAUGGGACGAACGUCAAUUUGAAAGUGCUUCAGUUGACUCGUAUGUAAAAUAUGGAGGUUUGGGUAUGCAUAGCACUGGGAAUUGGUCUCAGGGAGUUGAAGUUUCAUGGGGGUUUAACUAUAUUGUAUAAUUUUGUACACUACAUUCUAACUACCUAGAAGGCAAGGUUGUUUAGAUAAUAUCAUAUUAUUGUCUUACGAGAUGUUUCUAAGUUCUCUCGUACUCUUGGUCUGACUGUAAAAUGGUAAAACGGAAAGUUCACAAGCAUAGGUGUUUACUUUAUCUAUUAUCACACCUUAUAUUGUACAACGCCUGAUGCUGAAAGACUUCCACAGAUAGCAUAUC
Sclerotinia trifoliorum is the source of this 2342-nucleotide messenger RNA. Lineage: Eukaryota; Fungi; Ascomycota; Leotiomycetes; Helotiales; Sclerotiniaceae. The record is from the annotation of a GenBank genome assembly.